AUGUCCUGUGUUUUCGAAGAAAGCAUAGAAAGACUCCCGUUUGAAGUUUUACAAUAUAUAUUUGUCCUUGCAAAGAAUCCGGAUCUUGCUCUUGUAUCACGUACAUUUCACCAUGUUUCUACUUCACAGACAAGUGUAAAAACUCAAUGGUUAAUGCGAAGAUAUAAUAACGAUUGUGAACGAGCGUUAUCUCGAGGGUUAAAGUGGAAGUUUUUCAAUAAAGACGUUCUGAAUCAAUUGGAUUUAUUAUAUUCCAGGCUUAAUGGUCAAAAUGUUAUUCCUUAUGCAAAUCGACCGAUUCCUCAAUGGUUUUUCAAGGAGCCGGAUCCCACUGGCCGAAUUUAUAACCUAGCUAAAAUUUUACUUCUUGAACGUGGUGCAUCACCCAACGAAUCCAAUGGUUAUCCAAUUAUACAAUCUGCUCGUUUAGGAAAGAUUGAAAUGGUAAAAUUAUUGAUAGAGGCUGGUGCUAAAGUCGAUAUUCAAGAUAAUAUGGCGUUGUCAGUGAGCGUUAGACAAAAUAAUAUUGAAAUGGUCAGAUUAUUGUUAAAGCACGGUGCUAAACCGGCUAAAACAAUUCUAAAGAAUGCAAUAGAAAAAAAUUAUAUCGAGAUUGCUCAAUUGCUAAUGGAAUAUGGAGCCGAACAGGAUGUUGGUACAGUUAACGCCUUUUAUCAAACAGUCACAGAAGACAGGAGAAUGAACAAUGAUAACAAUAAUCGAAUUGGAGGUUGA
Cetraspora pellucida is the source of this 735-nucleotide messenger RNA. The record is from the annotation of a GenBank genome assembly. Lineage: Eukaryota; Fungi; Glomeromycota; Glomeromycetes; Diversisporales; Gigasporaceae.